GUCUUGCUCUUCUUUGUGUGAAUAUAAGGAUUGUAGUUAUAGGGUUUGGGUGGGCACGAAAGCUGAUGAAGGGAUUUCUUUGUUGUAGUGAAAUGAAAGGUGACAGUGGUUGGGCACGAAGAUCAAUUGGUUCAGUCGCAAAGCUGUGGAUCAUCUUCACGGUUACCAUCUAAAUUGUGUGGUUAUGGUGAAACAUUGUAGCUUUUGAAGGCAACUACUGUGAAGAACAAAGGAAGAUUGUUUUAUAGAUGUAGAAAUUGGGUAGUAAGUAAUUACAUGUUUUAGUUCAUGUGCUGAAUUUUGUAUUAAUGGUGUGUUGAUUGCAGAGUAAUUCAAGUUGUAAUUACUUUGAAUGACAUGAUGAAGGUGUUUCUGAAAUUGAAGGAAGCUUUGAAAGAAAAUGUGAAGAACUUGAGAUGUGUUUCGAAAAUGAAAAACAUGUACUGGAUCUAAGGAAGAAGAACGACAAGCUGAAAAGGAAAUUAGAACAAGAGAAGAAAGUUGGGAAAGUGAUGUUGUUGUUUGUUUUGUCAUGAGUGUUAAGCAUUUUCUUUUGUAUUAUGUUUUUGUUGAAGAUGAAUUGUAAUUAAGAAUUAUGGUUGAAUAAAAUGAGGUACUUGAGUUUGUCUCCAAAUUCUAGUUGAUUUUCAAGCAUCAUGUGACGUUAUGAACCCUUGCAAAAUGGAAGCAUAAUUUGCAUCUGCAAUCUGCAUUUGCAUUCUGGUUCUUGUUCUAUAAAAAUGUAUCUCUCAAAAAUGUAUCAUGACUACUUUAUUGGAAGCAUGACCAAUUUAUAUAAUAUAUAAAGGGUCAGUAAACCUAAACUGUAUGUCAACAACUAAAACCUAAAUCGAGUUCUACAUCUAAUAUAAAUAUAAAUUGCUUUGACACAUAGUUGACACUGAUAACAUAAUCAGUUCAAAAAAAAAUAUCAACUUACUUUAUGCAGAUCCCAAACCCCAUUAACACUGAUAACAUAAUCAAAAGUAACAUAUUUUCUUACAAAAGGAUUGGAUGAUAUAACUGAUAUUGCCAGAUAACAAAUUUGGAAUACAACAAGAAGCAGGAUACAAUAUGAAGUGGUCUCAUACUAUUAAAUAAGAUAAGUGGUCCCUUACCACUGACAACAAAAUUGUAAUAGUAGUACUAAAGUGGUCCCUUACAAUUAAAAGCAGUUACUGUUCCCACUACUAUUGUUCCCUAAGUGGGUGAUUAUGACUUACAAAAUACAUUUAAAUAAGAACAUGACUACAGUAAAUAUUCAACUGGUACUAGCUUGAGACCCUAGAUGUUGUGCACCCAGUAGUCUUGAGGAUUUUCUUCUUCCACCUUGGUAACUUGAUAUAGGUCUUGCUUCACUGCCACUUGCUCUAGGUUGUGAUGUUGUAUGAGGUGCUCAUACUUGAGAAGUCCCCCUUUUUGUUGUUCCUCCACCUUGUGACGUUGAUGGAGCUGGUUGUGCUUUAGAACCUCCUGCAGUGGAAGUUGUCCUUGUGCUGCUAAAUCCUUUUACACUUGAAGUGACUCUUGUGUUCUAUAAAUGGAAGUAAGCGACAUUGCAAUUAUCAUAGUGUUUUAUGAAUGUGCAAAUAAGUGAAGCUGUAAAAGAUUGAUUUUGUACCUUUUUCUUUCCCUUUUUACAUGUUUGUACAUUAUGACCAAAUUCAUUGCAGCUGCUACACUUCAUAAGAACAUUCUUCUUUGACAAUUUUGUAUGACUCACAUAUUCAUCAGACUCCCUUCUUAGUUUUUUAGGCCUCCCAGGGGGUGUUUUAUAAAUUGGAGGCAGUAGUGCACCAGAUUCAAAAGUAGACCACAAUUGUUUUCCAUUGAUUGGAACAAUUUCAGGGCCAUAACAAGUUUCAUAAGCCUCUCUCUUGUAAUAAGGAUGUACAUAGUCUUCAGGAUUUUCUAUUUUGUAAUUUAUGGCAGCCACGACAUGCCUGCAAGGUAUUCCUACCAAAUUCCAAAAGUAACAACUUCUUGAAUGGUUACUUAGGUCAACUACAAACUUGUUCAUUAUAAACUCGUGAGUGACUUCAAAUUUUGCAGUCCCUGCCUAAGUUGGAAUCCAAUUUCCACUCUUCUCCACUUCCCUAUCAAGUCUUUUUCGUGGUUUAGGCAUCACAACUCCUGUAUACGUCUUUGCUUUUUCUCUAAGUGUUGCAAACCUCCUCAUAAUGUAAGUUCUGAUCCAUUCCAUCAUAGUUAUGAUAGGUUUGUCUCUAGCUAUUAUAAGGAGAUUUGCAACACUUAGAGAAAAAGCAACGACAUAUACAGGAGUUGUGAUGCCUAAACCACGAAAAAGACUUGAUAGGGAAAUAGAGAAGAGUGGAAAUUGGAUUCCAACUUGGGUAGGGGUUGCAAAAUUUGAAGUCACUCACGGGUUUUCAAUGGACAAGUUUGUAGUUGACCUAAGUAACCAUUCAUGCAGUUGUUAUGUUUGGGAUUUGGUAAGAAUACCUUGCACGCAUGUUGUGGCUACCAUAAAUUACAAAGUAGAAAAUCUUGAAGACUAUGUGCAUCCUUAUUACAAAAGAGAGGCUUAUGGAACUUGUUAUGGCCUUGAAAUUGUUCCAAUCAAUGGACAACAACUAUGGUCUACUUCUGAAUCUGGUGCACUACUGCCUCUAAUUUAUAAAACAUCUCCUGGGAGGCCUAAAAAACUAAGAAGGGAGGCUGAUGAAUAUGUGAGUCAUACAAAAUUGUCAAAGAAGAAUGUUCUUAUAAAGUGUAGCAGCUGCAACGAAUUUGGUCAUAAUGUACAAACAUGUAAAAGGGGAAAGAAAAUGAACACAAGAGCCACUUCAAGUGUAGGAGGAUCUGGCAACACAAGGGCAACUUCCACUGCAGGAGGUUCUGAAGCACAACCAGCUCCAUUAACGUCAAAAGGUGGAGGAACAACAAGAAGGGGGACUUCUCAAGUACGAGCACCUCAUCCAACAUCACAACCUAAAGCAAGUGGUAGUCGAGAAGGACUUGCAUCAAGUCACCAAGGUGGAAGAAGAAAAUCCUCACGACUACUGGGUGCACAACAUCUAGGGUCUCAAGAUAGUACCAGUUGAAGAUUUACUGUAGCCAUGUUCUUAUUUUAAUGUAUUUUGUAAGUCACAGUCACCCACUUAGGGAACAAUAGUAGUGGGAACAAUGACUGCUUUUAAUUGUAAGAGACCACUUUAGUAUUGCUAUUACAAUAUUUUUUGUCAGUGGUAAGGGAACACUUAUCUUAUUUAAUAGUAUGGGACCAGUUCAUGUUGUAUCAUGCUUCUUGUUGUAUUCCAACUUUGUUAUCUGGCAAUAUCAGUUAUAUCAUCCAAUCCUUUGGUAAGAAAAUAUGUUACCUUUGAUUAUGUUAUCAGUGUUAUUAGUGUCAAUGGGGUCUGGGAUCUGCAUAAAGUGAGUUGAUAUUUUUUUGAAUUGAUUAUGUUAUCAGUGUCAACUAUGUGUCAAAGACAAUUUGUAUCUAUAUUAGAUGUAGAACUCAGUUUAGGUUUUAGUUGUUGAAAUUUAGUUUAGGUUUACUGACCCUUUAUAUAUGAUAUAAAUUGGUCAUGCUUUAAAUAAAGUAGUCAUGAUACAUUUUUUAGAACAAGGAUCAGAAUGCAGAUUGCAAAUGCAAAUUAUGCUUCCAUUUUGCAGGGGUUUAUUCGUUACAGGGUGCUUGAAAAUAAACCAGAAUUUAAAGACAAACUCAAGUACCUCAUUUUAUUCAUAAUUCUUAAUUACAAUUCAUCUUCAACAAAAAUAUAAUACAAAAGAAAAUGCUUAACGCCCAUGACAAAACAAAUAACAACAAUAUCAUUUUCCCAACUUUCUUCUUUUGUUCUAAUUUCCUUUUCAGCUUGUCGUUCUUCUUCCUUAGAUCCAAUAUAAGUUUUUCAUUUUCGAAACACAUUUCAAGUUCUUCACGUUUUCUUUCAAAGCUUCCUUCAAUUUCAGAAACAUCUUCAUCAUGUCAUUCAAAGUAAUUACAACUUGAAUUACUCUGCAAUCAAAAUAACACACCAUUAAUACAAAAUAAUUCAGCACAUGAACUGAAAUAUUUAAUCACUUACUACCCAAUUUUUAUAUCUAUAAAACAAUCUUCCUUUGUUCUUCACAGUAGUUGCCCUCAAAAGCAACAAUAUUUCACCAUAACCACAAAAUUUAGAUGGUAACCGUGAAGAUGAUCCACAACUUUGCGACUUUCCCGAACCAAUUGACCUUCGUGUCCAACCACUGUCACCUUUCAUUUCACUACUACAAAGAAAUCCCUUCAUCAGCUUUCGUGUUUAAUUUUUUAAUUGUUCUUUAUGUAAUAAUUUCAUUUUUGUCAAAAAU
Vigna radiata var. radiata (mung bean) is the source of this 4320-nucleotide messenger RNA. RefSeq lists its product as uncharacterized. The transcript is spliced from 2 exons. The record is from RefSeq and is a predicted model, not a curated record. NCBI's taxonomy places the organism in Eukaryota, Viridiplantae, Streptophyta, Magnoliopsida, Fabales, Fabaceae. The coding region runs from base 2211 to 3065 and encodes 284 amino acids. Gene Ontology annotation, molecular function: zinc ion binding.